UCGAGCCCAAAUCCAUCCCGAAGCCCGUCUUCAACCCAACCCCGACUGCAACUUUUCGGAUGCCACCUUGACAACAAAGAUCCGACAAGUGUUCCCCCCCCUCCUCCGCUACGCGCCGAUUCUCCCUCACCAAGGGCCCAACCAGUCAGCUCCCAGACCCAUUCUCCUCUGCGGCCAAGUCAGGCGGACCAAGGGCUCGACCGUCGGGCGCCCGCCAUUCUGGCCGUCCCGGACGCCGGUCUGGAGGGCCGAGAGCGUGUGGUCAAUGCGAACCCGGAACCCCUCGAUUCACAUGUUGCUUUCCAACGGAACGACACGACGUCGGUCGGCCCGACUGCCCCGACAGUCUCAGUUCUGUCUGAAAGAUGUGCCCCUUCUCUCGCCUAA
Molecule: messenger RNA, 387 nt
Organism: Protopolystoma xenopodis
Lineage: Eukaryota; Metazoa; Platyhelminthes; Monogenea; Polystomatidea; Polystomatidae
Source: the annotation of a GenBank genome assembly